CUUUCUCUGCUACCUCCAUGUGUCUUCCUCCCCGCCUCGCCCUGUCCUCAUCUCCUCUCGUCAGAUAGCGCGUUUUAUUUUGUACACUGGAUAACCAGAUCCCAGCUCGAACUAUAUCUCACUUCACUCAGUCUGCAGAGCAACACUGUUCUGCCCGGCGGCGUUCGUGAUCCCCGUCCGCAAUUACCCACCUCUUUUCUCAGAAGACUCAACCAGGGCCUUCACUCAACCUACCAGCUAUCUAAAUAGUGCCGACAUGGCUCGCUCUUGUACUCCGCCUCCGCUUUCAGACAGAAAGAGGAUCAUCGCAGAUGCUCAUCGCAGGCGAUCUUUCGCUCCCGCACGAUCUCCUGAUGCUCCCACAGACUCUGACGAAGUGGAAGCAGACUUGUUUGAAAACCAAGACGCGAUGGAGGUUGAUGAGUCGCCGUCCGCAGGUGCAGCGAGAGGUAGGAGCAGGAGACAGGCCAGGAGUACGGGCCUGGUUGGAAUGGGCAGCAGUCGCGCGAAUGGCCGAUCAAAACCUCCAGAGACACCCGAACGCGAUGCGGAAGGCCUUGUUCUUCCAACGUGGACGCCUUUAGCCGUGCCCAGCACAUCUUCGAACGCUUCCGACGCGUCCGAGCCACUACCACCGACAUCAGACUCAGAUAUAACGGUACAACGCGCUGACCAUUCAUCGUCACGUCAAGCUGGCCCACUGGCUACAACUAGUACAGUCAAAACUCGUGUUGGGCCCAAGACGAAGCCUCACACUCAGUCGCCUCCUUAUAACCCGUCCGAGGAGUUCCGCAUGUCCUUGGACGCACUGCGAUGGCUACCUCCAAGUGCCAUCCCUUCUGGUUUGAUUGCAGCUCCUCCCGGGCUGGCAGAUGGUGAUAGAGCCAGAACUAAUCGGGCAAUAAGCGGAAACCCCGAUACUAUUCCGAAUCCUGGCCCAUCACACAAGAAACAACGCUUUGAAGUUUCAGAACGAUCGACACCCUCGCCUUCCAACGCUCAAAACAACUCUGCGCGUAUAUCCGACGGGAUGUACGCCACUGAGGCUGCACGAAGCAAGGGCAAAGGAAAGGCACGAGAAAUUUCUCCGGAGGUCCCCGCGCCCGACCUGUAUGAAGAUGUCGAGCAGACAGAGCACAUCACUGAAGAAUCAUUGAGCCCUGAGGUGCCUCCACCGCCUCUCCCAGGCGAUGAUUUUGAAGAAACCAUGUCAGUCGAUGUGGAAAUUCUCGACUCUGAACCUGAACGUUCUCCACCGACCAUCGCUUCAGGCGAAAAGGCGGGUCUGCGAUCUCGGGCAAAGGUUAAACCCGCAUGGCUGGAUACUUCUCGAAGACAGCUAAAACCCGGCCAGCGCUACUUUGUGGGCAAGCGUCCACCACCGUAUCCUACUCAAUCACAAAGGGUGGACAAGGGAAAAGGAAGAAGAACAGACCUCCAGGUACGCCCGCUU
Molecule: messenger RNA, 1453 nt
Organism: Phanerochaete carnosa HHB-10118-sp
Lineage: Eukaryota; Fungi; Basidiomycota; Agaricomycetes; Polyporales; Phanerochaetaceae
Exons: 3
Source: RefSeq, a predicted model, not a curated record